CGGCCACGACGCACAUCAACAGCGAGUGGUAUCAGAACGUGUCUUUGGUGUCAUCUCGGUCGACUCAAGCCUUUUAAAUGAGCGCGGAAAUUGGUGAUGAACUGAAGAGACAGGGGUUUAAAAAGGUGGCAGAUGUGAAUGAACUUUGUCUGUCGCACAAAAGUUUGACGCAUUUAUCUGAUCUAUCAAGAUUCCACAAUUUAAACUAUUUGUGGCUGAAUGGAAAUAAGCUGAAAACUGCCAACUUCUUGAAAACGAAUUACAGACUUACUGAACUCUAUUUGAAUAAUAACAAGCUGAAAGAUAUAACAGGAUGUUUGUUCCACCUUUCUUGCUUGCAAACUCUGUUCCUGAACAACAACCAGCUGACAAGCCUGGAGAACUCGCUGAUGGAAUUCCGCAGAAUGACCUGCCUUUUGACACUUAAUCUGUUUCACAAUCCACUUUCCCAAGAGCUGACCUAUCGGACAACCGUAAUUCACCACGUACAAUCCAUUCAGCUCCUGGACAGAUGCGAGGUCAAAGAGGAAGAGAGAGCUGAGGCUAGCAGGCACUUCGAGGGAGAGAGAGAACGAGUGAGACUGUCGGUGGCUUUCGGCCGACGGGCAGAGUUGCCCCCCACUCCGUGCUGGCCGGCCAAGGCAGCCUCGACCGCACCAAGUUAUGAGGUUGCUAACCACUAUAAAAGAUCUCCACGUGAACAUCCAGAGGAAGCUGUUGUGGAGCGAGUCACCCAACGCUCAUUGAUGGAGCUCUCCCUGUUUGACUGGAUUAAUGUGCCCACAACUGAACAAAAGCGCCGUGAUGAAAAGAAAGACCAGCCUCCACGCCUCAUCGCAAUACACUUUCGCUAAACACAAUCAGCGUCCGCAGUGAACACAUUAGCUGUACAGCACUUGCCACCUUCAAAUAUGUUCAUCUGUAGCUAUGGAGGUGAGUUCAAGUCACAAAUUGAGGUGGGCUGCAGAAUUGAUUAGAAUUGAAUUUCAAGGACCAUGUUUUAGAGAUUAAAACACCUCAAUGUUUCUGAAUGAACUGUCAUGGGGUAUCGACACUGAUUGCUGACAAUUUCGAAAAGGCAUUACAUGUAUUUAAUUAUUAAAACAAGAGUAACUUUAUUUCACGUAUUUUAAGUCAGUAUAUACAUGGUGGCACACAAAACAACAUGUACAAUAGUUUAAUUAGAUGUGAACAAAAUUUCAAGCACAUAUAAAAAAAAACUGCUUUUUGUGCUUAGUUCGUGGUCCUUCCCCUAGCAGUUGGCUCCGUAUGUUGUUGGACUGCUUUGAAACCGUACAUAGCCAACCGUUCUAUUCGGAGGUGCGGGGAAGGACAACAAACUAAACAUUAAAAAAAGUUCUAAAGAAAUGCGUCUUCACUUACGGUGCGAAAGUUGAACAUGAAUACAAAACAAAGCAAAACGUAUGCAAUGCACGUGGGAACAUAUCAAAUAAUCACUGUCGUUUUGAUGAAAUCCCAAUAUAAUAUAGAUCUCAAAGCUUUUUGUUUAAAGGCUAAAUGAAUUGCAACUACAUCACAGCGUAUUUAACAUCUAUUUCAAACAACACAUUGAUCAAAGCCAAUGUAAACAAAUAUUGUCACUUUCUCUACAAUGUCAAAUUUAUCAUAAAAUAUUUUUUUAUAACAACUACUCUUCCUGAAUAAAAUGUUUGAAUGAGACAGGAGUCUAGUCAAAUGUUAGAACGUCAGGAACAUUUAAAAAAAGAUUUCCACUAAAAUUAUCCAAAUAAAUUGCACAACACUGAAGAAUACAAGUAUCAGUUUUCAUUUACAAAAGACCACAUUGUACUUCUUCUGGAAUCAAUGGCCCUAAAAAAUAAAGAACGAAAUGGUCCUGCAACAAUUGGCUGCUGGGAGAGGGAAAAUGCUUCAUCCUCAUCCUGGAAAUGAGACGUACUGUUAACUUUCACUUGCCUAGACGCAGAGAUUGCAUCUGCUUCAUCAUCCCCAUUUUCUUGGGUAUCCAUUUUGGACCCAUUGUUUUGUAAAAUAGGGCUGUCAUCUUCAUUGGCAAGAAUAUAGUCGACAGGCACACUCUGCUUCAGGGGUGACAUAUUCUUUGGUAAACCAUACAAGCUUUUGAUACUCUGUAUAGAAAUGCUGCUUGACUGCGGCUGUGCAUCUAGUUCUGUGUGGGAACGUAGCUUGUACCGUUUUGCAGACUGUGUGUUAUCGGGUGUCUGGAAAUCAAUUGCUCCUCUGAUUGAAUUAUCUGGAUUGAGGUGUUUACCAUGGAAACUUUGAUCACCACUAAGCCCACUGUCAUUUGGUCUUUUUCUUAGUCGCGAACUGUUAUUCGAAGUUUCAUUUUGAAUUACUGUGUCAGCUAUUUCAGAAUCUUUUGGUAACUCAUCAAGUGUUUGCUUUACAUCACAAUCCAAAGUUGUACCUGUUGACGUCUUCAACACAUCAAGAUUUGGAGGCGAGACAUUUUUCAUUUUCCUAGAAAGCAAAUUUUUUCUCGAUAAAAGAGCAUUAUUGUUCAACUGCUCUGCAUGUGUGCUACAUUUUGAAGGAUCCAAUGCUGACGACCUGAUAUCUAAGGCUACCUUGAGUAUCUGCUGCCCCUCCAACUCUGAUACAUGCUGUCGUUGACAACUGUGCUCAGGCUGUAUAUUUGUGUCAUUCUCAACUGAACAUGGAUCAUUAUCCGAGAUGUUUAACAGAACAUCUUCCUUCAAAGGUGCAUUGGCAGUUGCCAUUGACUCUCCAACAGCAAUUGCAAUGCCACUGACAGAAGUGUUCUGCUUGGAUUUUUCUGCGCACUUUUUUUCUUCAUCUGUUGUAUCUUGUGACACUUCUUGGGCGAGUGUGCUCCGUUUUGGUGAAUCUUCAUGCUGCUGUUGACCGUGGAUUUUGAUUGAGAUAUUCUCAUUCAAAAACCUCUGCACAGUCUUUUCUCCCAAUUUCAGAUUUCUGUGAACAGGAAUUGAAACAAAAUUUACUUCAAUUAAUUGACAACUGAACAUAUUCAAUAAUCUCUAGAUGACUGAGUGGUAAGAGGGAGCGGCUCGCAAUAAGAUGGUUGCAAGUUCAAAUCCUGAUUUGGGGGUCGACUCAGCUUUAUCCCUCCAGGGUGAAUAAAAUCAGUAGCCCUUUAUGGCAGCCAUAAGAAUAUGGAAUUUCCACCACUGGCUCAGGGCUGUAAAUAGAUGAGCACCUGCUCCAUGCUCAUUAGAGCAGGAAAUCAGACCUUUUUUGUAUAAAAAAAAUUGAAGGUUCAAACAGUUUGUGCAGCCCAUCAUUAAAAAUGCACGUAUUAAAUAUUUUGCUGUUAAGAAAAUUAACAUAAACAGUACCAUUUAGUUACAAAAUCUCAUUACCAACGUUAGGUUGCUUUUCAAAUAAAACUAAAGUUUAGCAUAAAUAUCAAUCAGUACCAUUUGAUAAAAUGAAGAUGAAACCCCCCAAAAAACAGCUCUUGCGUCCCAUACUAUCUGGCACGUGUCAAACAUUGCAGAAAAAAAAGUUGACCGUAGUUUAAAAGUUUAUUUUUGCUUGUGAACGAAGUUUAAAACGUGUGUCAUGUGGAAAAAGCACCCUCGGUACAUAUAUAGAACGACUUGGUUUUUUUCGGAUGGAACCAUCUUUAACGUUAACAGCACCUGAUUACGUGUCAUAUAACUGCGAUUUAGUUGUCAUAUUUUUACAUUCACAGACGGCAUCACAGAAUCUUACAAAGGGUUAUCUACAAAUUAUACACAAAAUAGUAAAUUCAGAUUUAUGAAGUGAAUUUGUCUGCUCUGAAGUCAGAUUUAACUUCAUGCCAUAUAUCACAAACAGGUGUUGUUACAUCUGCAGAUGAUUUGAAGGUAACCACAGAAAAUUGUACAAUUGCAGAAAACACUUUGAUAUUGACAAUACAGUUAGUAUCCUCAUAUCUGUGAUGGUUUGGGAGGACCCCCAUCAUGGGUUAACACAUUCUUAUAAAAUAGCAAUUUUCUUCCUGUCUGUAGAAAAAAAACUGUAUCGUCUGAAAUUAUCUGUUAAAAUCACAGAUAAAGGGGAUAGGAUGCAGCAACUUACAAAUGCAGUUGCAUACGCAGUAACUUGGAAAACGUUGUGAAGAUGACAUCCUCAACGUUUUUAAAUACCCAAAAUCAUAAUAAUCUUCAUCAACAUUACCAUAACCACUUUCAUCCAUUGUCUUUCACCACCAUCUCAGACCGGUGGCAAUUGGCACUCCUAAUUGUAAUCCUUAUCCAGGCUGUAACUGACCACAGCGACAUAAUAUAAAGUAGUAUUGUAUUUGAAUCAUGUGUGGUCACUAACCUCUCUGGGUGCCCUUCUAACACUUGUCCCAGUAAACUGUCAUAGCAGCAGUGACGUGAAAGCAGUGGAAAUGAUAAACCACCAGUAACUUACAACAAGUAUUAAUGCCAGCAACGACAUUAGAUGGUGGCUAUGGUAGUGACAAUGUCUAACAAAGUGUUCUUCACUCAAUUUCAGAGGUGGGGGGGGCACUUUUGCCGAUAAGACAUCAGUGUGAGGGCUGCCAGACAUUUGAAACUAUUGGGUUUGACGGCACGAGGGGGUGUUUUUAAAUGUGUGUAUUGUUGGAGGCCGCACAUCAGGGACCCCACUGAAGGCCACCAGGGGGCGUCAGUGGCCCGUGGGCCUGGCAAUAAAGAACUUUGGUCUCUCG
Molecule: messenger RNA, 4666 nt
Organism: Lethenteron reissneri (Far Eastern brook lamprey)
Lineage: Eukaryota; Metazoa; Chordata; Hyperoartia; Petromyzontiformes; Petromyzontidae
Gene: LRRC72
Product: leucine rich repeat containing 72
Molecular function (GO): protein binding
Source: RefSeq, a predicted model, not a curated record